GCAGAAACGUUGGUGACACUUCGUAGACAUGCUGAGGUUUUUGGUUUUGACAACUCUGGCAGCCCUGGUGCUGGCUGAGCUGGAGCCCCAGCCCAGGUAUCUGGAGGACAGCCUGGAGAGGGUUGUAGGAGGCGAGGUGGCCCGCCCCAAUUCUUGGCCUUGGCAGAUCUCGCUUCAGUACAAGUCUGGCACCAGGUUCUACCACACCUGUGGAGGAACCCUGAUUGAGAAAGGCUGGGUCAUGACAGCUGCUCACUGCGUGGACAGCCGCAGGACCUGGCGUGUGGUUCUGGGUGAACACGACCUCAACAGCGGCAACGGCAGAGAGCAGAUCAAGAGCGUAAGUCGGGUUUACAUCCACCCCAGAUGGAAUUCCAACAGUGUGGCUGGCGGGUAUGACAUCGCCCUGCUGCGUCUGUCCUCUGAGGCCACACUCAACUCUUACGUCCAGCUGGGCUCUUUGCCUCCCUCCGGACAGAUCCUGCCCCACAACAACCGUUGCUACAUCACCGGAUGGGGACGCACAUCCACCGGAGGCAACCUGUCCCCUCAGCUGAAGCAGGCUUACCUUCCUCUGGUCGACCACAAGACCUGCACCAGCUCAGGCUGGUGGGGCAGCACCAUCAAGACCUCCAUGGUGUGUGCCGGUGGUGCCUCUGAGUCUGGAUGCAACGGUGACUCAGGUGGCCCUCUGAACUGCCUGGUGAAUGGAAAGUACUACGUGCAUGGUAUUGCCAGCUUUGUCUCCGGCCUGGGAUGCAAUGCUCCCAGGAAGCCCACCGUCUUCACCCGAGUGUCUGCCUACAUCGAAUGGAUGGACUCGAUCAUGAUGUAAACACACAAGUUCAAGAAGCAGCACAUGGAGCAAAGGCAUCAUUUCUUUGGUCCUCUGGUCCACUGUAUUGAAUUCUAACAAAAUAAAGGUCAUUCACGUA
Messenger RNA from Dunckerocampus dactyliophorus (ringed pipefish), 935 nucleotides. Its product is annotated as elastase-1-like. Gene Ontology annotation, molecular function: serine-type endopeptidase activity. The transcript has 8 exons. NCBI's taxonomy places the organism in Eukaryota, Metazoa, Chordata, Actinopteri, Syngnathiformes, Syngnathidae. The coding region runs from base 29 to 835 and encodes 268 amino acids. Gene Ontology annotation, biological process: proteolysis. The record is from RefSeq and is a predicted model, not a curated record.